AUGAAUCUCGUUUCCACAAACGCUUCGCAGCAACUACCUCAACCUUCUCACUCCCAGGGUUACCAGCAGCAAUCUUCAACACAAAUGCGCUAUCCCGUUCCACCAAACGUGGUCACUCGUCCUUCUUCCGUUCUGCUUGAGCCCUCAGUUGCUCAUCAAGCCCAGGACAAACACCGCAACACACGUCCUCGAUCUCAAUCCCAUACAAUCUAUUCAAACUACAUGCCACCACCAUCACCCACCAAGACGUUGCACUCGCCAUCUCCAUCAUCUUCCCCUACCUGUUUAGGAUCCAAUACUGCAAUCUAUGACCAUGCAUCAGACAAUCCAGUGCGGCUCCAAAGCUGGGGACUGCCUGCCCAUCGCUCCAAGCUGUCAAAGCAGUACACUCCUUCGGAGGAGGAUAGUGAUGACGAGACAUUGAGUGGCCCCGCUGCAGAAGCCAAGCGUCGCUCAAAAUUCAUGUCAGGUGCAGCAUUGGGGCUCAAUACUGUUGGCAACGACACUUUACAAGCUCUUUCCCAACUCUCCCUCUCCGAGUCAUCUCAGAACUCUGACACUCUGUCAUCCUCUGAGAACUGUGAAUCAGUCAAGUCAAACAAGAAGAAGAUGUCCCUUGGCAAGCGGAUAUCCAAGUUCUUUGGCGGAAGCAAGUCCUCCGAUUCAAUCACAUCCCCAAUUUCAAAGUCUUCAUCAUCGUCCACACUCGGACAAAAAUCAGCAGAGGCCAGAAAUUCGACCACCUCAUUGACCCCUAUUGAUGAAUUGACUCCACCUAGUCAUACACAUAGAGGUUUGUACUCUCAUCAGCGCUCGCUUUCGACGCCAGACCAGAUCGGCAACAUAACCAAGCACAGUGGCUCUGUUUCUGCAACAUCUAAUUCCUCUGCUCAGAACAUCAAAAUGGAGGAGCAUCUGUUGCGAAGGACAAGAGAUAGUGGGUUCGAGGAUACUGAAGGCAACAGACAUCACCGUCUAUCGAGCUCCAACUUGGGCGCCAUGUCAGGCGCGCCUAUCUCUCGAUCUUCUUCACCCAAACCGUCGCAUCAGUCCCACAGCAAUGGCAGCAAUAACAGCAGCAGUAGCAGCAUCAACCGGUAUUCUGUUCAAAAGAGCGAGCCUAUGUACAUUGAUCAUCAAGCACAAGCAAUGGCUGCGGCUCAACAAGUGCGCCGCUCGACCCACGGUACACCACUCUCAACCUCUUCGCCUCAGCUUCGUGCCUAUAUGGACCGUGAGCUUCACAUCUCUCAGCCUCAGCUUCAGCCUCAGCACCUCACCCAUCAACGGCACAGCUUCAUGGGCGCUGAGCUAGGACGCUCUCCAUCCCCAUCUCUCACACCAACGCUUCCCACGAUGGCACGUAGAAGUAGCACUCCGGUCAUUGUUACGGAGACACUCAUUUCUAAGGUUGACCGCGAAAGUGCCUCUGUUUGCUUCCAAACACCCAAUGCAAAGAAGGAAGCGUUCACGAAGGAUGCAAAAUUGGACCCUAUCCUAUCAAACUUGGUUCAGCAGCAUCGAAGAGACUUCAAGACCAAUCAGAGAUUAGGUGGCACCCCUCAGCCUCAGUGUAGCUCACCCAAGACGCGUACACCUAUGUUUGCGGAUGAGCAUCAUCAUCCAUCAUCACCUUUGGGUGGUGCACCCAUAAUGCUGGCAAGAGACCCUAAUGCUAGGCAUGACUCGAAUGGAUCACACCAUCAUUUCUUCCAUAGUGGAAACAUGAGCAGCCCAUUGUCAGCCCACCCAUCUAGCCCAGGCCUGUAUGCUAUGACGGAUGCACAAAGUAAGCGACUCUCAUCGAGCAGCCAGUACACAAUUCAACAACAGCAACAGCAACAGCAACAGCAACAGCAACAGCAACAGCAACAGCAACAGCAACAGCAACAGCAGCAGCAGCAGCAACAUCCAUACCAGCGCACAGUGUUCUCAGGAAGCCAGGGUAGUCUACACCAGCAAUCAGGACAGCAUUCGCCAAUGAUGACUCCUCAACGAACAUCACCUAAGCGCUUUUCCUCCAACGGUUAUUUUACAGUCCAACAGCAACAUCAGUUGGAUGCUCCAACAACACCGCAUAUGCUUCAAGUGUCUCCGAAUCCAAGCCCAAGCUUGGGCGCGACUGCGAUCACAGGUAGUUACGAUAUGUCGCUUCAACAUCAACAGCAGCAACAGUUGGAGCAACUGCAGCAGAUCCGAUUUCAGCAGCAGCAGAUGCUGGCUCAACAGCAACAGCAACUUCAACAGCAACAAAGGCAGCUGAAGCAGCAGCAGAAACAGGUCGGACUGGGUCUGAACUCCGUCAAAGGCUCCACAGCCUCGAUGCCUAUGACUAUAACUAUACCCACAACAGUCACUAUGGCUCCUCCUCAAAAGAUGGUUGGGGUAGGUAUGAGUGCAGGGAUGAAUGGGUCCAACAUGUCUCCAUUGUCAUUGACUCCAACGUAUAUCCAACCUACUGCUCAGGUCCAUUCUGGUCGGAGUCGCUGA
This is a messenger RNA of Lobosporangium transversale, 2490 nucleotides long. RefSeq lists its product as hypothetical. Lineage: Eukaryota; Fungi; Mortierellomycota; Mortierellomycetes; Mortierellales; Mortierellaceae. The transcript is spliced from 4 exons. The record is from RefSeq and is a predicted model, not a curated record. Bases 1 to 2490 code for a protein of 829 amino acids.